GCGCCUGUGGAGACGGCGAUGGCGGCGGCUGUGACGGUGCUGGCGCCGAAUGGGAGGCGGCAGCAGGUGAAAGUGGCGGCGAGCACCCCGCUGCUCCAGGUUUUAGAAGAAGUGUGUAGAAAACAAAAAUUGGAUCCUGAGGAAUAUGCUCUCAAGUUCCAGAGAACAGUUUUGGAUUUGUCACAGCAGUGGCGAUUUGCCAAUGUCCCUAACAAUGCCAAGUUGGAGAUGGUUGCAGCUGUACGUCAGCAUGCUGGAACAGAGGGCAAGGUUCGAAUUGCUUUGCAGCUUGAAGAUGGAUCCAGGCUUCAACACCUUUUUCAAUGUGGUUUGACGCUGUGGGAUCUUCUUGAUCACUUUCCUGAGACAAGGAUUUCUGAACAACAGCUGUUGGAAGCUAUUCCAGCCUGUGUUUAUAUGAGAGAUGAGAUAACUGGUGAAUCUGCAUUAAAGACAACCACUCUAAAAUCACUUGGACUCACUGGUGGUGGUGCCAUAAUUAGGUAUGUUUUGAGGAGAUUCACUGUGGAUGGACAAAAUGAACCAAUGGAUUUGGCAGCAAUUUCUGACAAACAGCCAGCGAACAAAUCUGAAUCCAAAACCGUACUGAUUGAGGUUGUUGAUGGCUCUCCAUCUGAACCAGGCUCUGUUCAUUCUCUGGAGGAUUCUAGUCCUGAUGGGUUGAGCACAGAGAUUAACUCAAGCAAAACUGUGGAGGUUUUUGCUGAAAAGAAAGUGCCACCAAUGGAUUUGACACAAGAACACAGUAAAGACAUUACAGACCCUUUCCAAAAGAAAGAUGAAAGCAAAUUGCCAAUUGAACAGAUCAGCUCAGAGCCAUCAAAAAAGCCAAGUGAUGGUUCAGCACAGCCUGCUGCUCCUGAGCCAGGUCCUCCUUCAGAACGUUGUGAGGUUUCGGACCACGGUGCCUCAUCCACGAAACAAAAUGAAAGUCCUGUGCUUAUCCCCUUUCCAGCGGGUGGUCAGCGACUGGGCCAAUCAGAAAUGGAUCAAAAACACUUUACCCCUGAAAAAUCAUCAAAGGCAACACACUCUUCUACAGCAGCUGGUCCACCACAUCCAAAGAAAUCAAAAACUGUUCUUCAGCAGUCGCCACUGAAGAGUCCAGUUGACAUCCAACCCCCGAAACUGGAAUCCCUAGGAGCAUCCAUCACCAAAGAGCAUUUGAAGCCUGUUGACAGAGAGGCACUUACUUACCAUUUGGAUGGGAAGAAUCUUGUGGAAGGAAUUCGAGAAGCAAGUGUUUUUGAGGAGCUACCUGAUGAAUUCUUUCAGGUUACCAUAGAUGACGUUCGAAAACGUUUUGCUCAACUGAAAAGUGAAAGGCGACAGCUUGAAGAGGCUCCGUUGAUGACAAAAUCUAUGAGAGAAUCUCAUAUGAAAGAAAAGACUGAGCGCUAUCCUAAGGUUGUUGUAAGAGUGCAGUUUCCUGACAGAUAUGUCUUACAAGGAUUCUUCAGACCCCUUGAAACAGUGGAGGCACUGAUUGAAUUUGUGAAGAUGCAUCUGAUGGACCCAGAAAUUUCAUUUUAUUUAUUUAAAACACCACCUAAAGUACUUCUUGACGACCCAACUGCAACAUUGUUCGAGGCAAACUUGUUUCCUGCAGCGCUUGUCCACUUCGGUUCUGAAGUCAGAAUGGAUUGCUACAUACGUGAAGAGUUCUUGAAGUCUCCAACCUCUCUGUCCCAGGCAGACCUCACUGUAACCAGCUGUAUUCCCAGAUUUGCAAUCCCUUCAACUAGUUCAUUGACUUCCGAAGCAGCAUUUCAACCCCCUGCUAAGGGUAAGGAAGAGGAUGAAGUGAAGAAACAGCCUGUGACAAAUGUAGCAAGUUCUAGGCCAGUUCAAGCUGACCCGAGUAAAGUUCCCAAAUGGUUCAAACAGCCAGGGAAGCGUUAAGAAGAGGAAAGAUGUAAACAGUGCCGGGGCCUGACAUUUUCAAAGAAUGCAAAGCAAAUAAUCAUUAAUUGCCUUUUUUGAUCUGUGGAAGUGCUUUUUUUGUUUUGGAAAAUUUGAAUGAUCUGAAUUUAUUAAUUGUGUGAAAGAUUGUUCCAGAUUAAUAAGAGUUUUUACAAUAAAACAAAUGGAAAUUCUGCAUAGAUGAGCCCUGGUUUUGGAGCGCUUCUUUUAUUUUGUUUGAAUACCUAAGUAAAAUAAAAAAGGUAAUGCCAGAAAAUAAUGCUUAGUCGAGUAUUAGUCAAGAUCAACAUGUUUCUUAAGAAAAAAUCUUUUGAUGUUAUUACUUUAAGUAUUUUGUUUCAAAGUGGAUUGGAAGUUGUUAAAUAUAUGUUCCAGUUAUUAUUUGGAAUUUUUUCCAUGCCUGGUUCCAGCAAGGGGGAAACAGUAAGGGGUGGAGAAGAUGUGGUACCCUAGUAAGUAUGAAAGGCCUGUGUGUCUGUUAGCAGUCACUGGUUAUGCUGUGGUGUCUGGUAGCUGCACACCAGAUACUGUGGCAUGAAUUCAUUAGACAUCCUGCACACAAAUGAAGAACUAAACUGCUUUCAUGUUUUACUUCACCUGUUAGUGCUAUAGGACCAAAGUGAAAGUGAAGCUUUGCAACAUGCCUCCUUGUGAUCAGAUUCCACUAGUUAUUUAUUUAAAAAAACAUUCAAAUACUGACUAACAACAACCUGUUGUAAAAGUGACUAUCUGAAAACUUUUGGCUCUUCAAAUAAAACAUAUUGUUACAGCAAGAAUCUGACCGACACAAGCUUCAAGUGACAAUUUAUACAAGUGAUAAACGUUGUAACCUUUUUAGAAGCCUUUCAAAGGUGAUAGAUCAUAAAAUCUUGCAGUAAGGAAUAAGUUAGCAAGAGUGUUUUGAAGAUUACAGAGACAUUUCCUGAAGUGGAAGAGACGAGAGUUGAUCAGGGAGAUUCUGAACAGAAUGGAUAUGAUCCUAAUGACUCCUUCUCACUCUUUAUAUUCUAUACAUUGAUUUUUCUUCUGCUUCAUGUCCUAUGUAUUAAAUUACCCCUCGCAAUACAGUGCAGCUAUAAGGCCCAAAUCCAGUCCUCAACUAUUAAUGUUCCAUGUUUUCAUAAUGUUAUCAAACAUCUAGUUAAGGCUAAUAGUAUUCACUGAUUUAGCAAGUCAUCAUAAUUAUGGUGUUCUCAUAUAAUGUCAUGUAUGGCUUGGCACCAAGUUUGUGCAGGAUUUAAUAAUUUUCUGUUAGGGUUUACAGACAAUUCACGCUCUCUUUAAUUUUCAAUAUACUUGUUACCAACUUGCAUGAUAUUCCUUGCUCACUUUUUUCACAGGCAGCCCUUUAUGUGCUGUAUUUUUGGAGGGAUAGUUUAGCACUGAGAGGAAAUGAACCAGUUCCAGAAUGGUUGAAAUUCUGUAGAAUUCUAACAACUGAGGAUACAGCUUGCUUCUCAAGGAAUAGCUGUGCUAACUCGAAUGAAUUACCUUGAUGGUCCUGACCAAAAAACUGAGCAUUUUAUAUAUUGCAGGCCAUGUAUUUUCUUGGUGGGCUUAACCAGAUAGAUUGUAUAUUUAAAUACCUGUAUUAACAUAAAGAAUAUGUUAGAGAGUUAUUAUUCAGUUGUUCAUAAUGUCUACCUUAAUUUUAAUUAAGACUUUUGUAACUAAAAGAUAUAGCUGAACUGUUUAUCCCUGGUACUUUUAAAGGAUUCACCAUUAUUUCACUGUUCUCCAGUCAAUAUUUCAAUUUUAAAAGCCAAAAAGCCCUCAUAAUCCUACCCUGAAAUAUUAUUAAACCUCUUGUAGCAGUUACAAUACAGUGUUUCAGACAUAAUGUUUGCAGUACAACUGUCAAAGCCAAAGGCCAGCAGAGCAACUGAACCAUAUACACAACUGCUGCAUCUCUACACAUGGUUUCCAUCAUUAGGACUUAUAUUUCAUUUGUUUAAAACACAUUUACAAAUAAGAAGCACAAAUUCCUUAUCUAUUGUGCAGAUAAACGCUAAAUGUUGGCUGCUUAUGGCCUUUUGGUAUUUACAUGUGCUAUUACACGCAUUCUGUUUAUCUUCCUAAUUGAAACAGAUUCUUUCCUCUUAAACUAAUAUUUUUCUCACUCUAUAAUUGCUUACAAUGAAGAAGGGUAGUAUGUACCCAACUCUCCGUUGCUCUAUAAGUAGCCUAUUAGAAGUAGUCUUGGUAAUUCCAUAUUUCUCCCACCCAGUGCUAGGAACUUUACAGACGUUGAUUCAUGCAGAUAAUAUUUCAUGGUGCAAAACCAUUUCGCGUAACUUUUUUUUGCAAUGAUUCUAAAAUGUUCAAGUGCAUAACUAUUUUGUUUAUUGCUGAAGCUCUAAACCAUUGAGUUCCAACUCUGAUGGUGGAGGUUUCAGUCUCUGCCUCAACAUUCUACUUUGAGUAUGCAGGGGAUUGGAGGAAAAUGGGAAGGGAGAAAGAAAAUAGCAGGGUUUCCAUUGGUACUAUGUGAAUUUUCACUCCUACCUGAUAAUAUAUAGUGACAUCAGCAGUGGGUAUUCUUUUUAGUGUUUGACCAAUGUGCAGAGCUAAGGCCUAAAAUAUAGCGCUCCAUUAAGACCUGACACAUUGGAAUUUGGAGCAUUCCAGUGCCUAUUCUAAUGCUUUUCUGCUUGGUCUUUGUUCUUGCACCCUCCAUAAGCUUGAGCUCUCUCAAAACUCUGCUGCUUGUAUCCCAAUUUUGAACUGUUCGAUUCACCCAUCACCCUUGUGCUUGAAAUACAUUGGCACCUGGCCCAUGAGUACCUCAAUUUUCAAAAAAUUCUCUAGCUCAUGUUGACAUCCUUCCAUUAACUCAUCUCUUUCCAUUUAGUCUUCUCCAGCACCACCACCCCAGCCCCUCAUGCCCAGAGCUCUGAUUCCUCCAACUUUGGUCUUUUCAGCAUUCCUGCUUCCUUCAUAGCCCCACUGGCUACCACACCUUCAGCUGCCAAGACCCUAAUUUCUGGAAUUCCUUUCCUAAAUACCUCUGCUUCUCCAACUCUCCUCUAAAGCACCCUUAAAACCUACCUCUUUGACCAAGCUUUUGGUCUCCUAAUCAGAGAAUCAAGCAGAGGAGGGGGGGUCAUUCACUCAGUUUUGGCUCAUUAAAAGACUUUCCUGCUCUUUUCCCUUGGCCCUAAAAAUUAUACUUUUCAAAUAUGGGGGUCACAGUGUCAGAAAAAGGAGUCAGCCAUUCAGCUCCAAGAAGAGGAGAAAUCUCUUCAAAGGGUCCUGGAUCUUUGGAAUUCUCUGCCCUAGAAAGCUGGGGAUUCUCAAUUAUUGAGCAUAUUCAAGACAAGUUUAUAGAUUUUUGGAUACUAAGGGAAUUAAGGGACAUGGGGAUAGUGCGGGAAGGUGGAAUUGUGCUAGAAGAUGGUCUUGUUAAAUGUCAGAGCAGGCUCAAAGGGCCAGAUGGCCUACUCCAGCUUAUUUUUUAAAUAUCCAAUUCCCUUUUGAAAUGUUUCCGUCAUUUGGCUCAGCGUUAAUUUUUGUUUGAUAACACUCCGGUGAAGCACCUUGGGAUGUUUUAUUAUAUUAAAGGUGCUAUCUAAACGCAAGUUACAAGAGGAAGGCUAAACCUACAAACCAGCAAUCUCUACCAAAGAGAAAAGGGAGACUUGUAUUUAUAUGGCGCAGUUCACAACCACAAAUGUCCCUAAGCACAUUACAGCCAAUGUAGUACUUUUUGAAGUGCAGGCUCUGUUGUAACAUAGGAAAUGCGGCAACCCAUUUGUAGGUAGUCAGCUUUCCCGAACAGCAACAUGACAAUGACCAGAUAACAUGUUUUUUGUGAUGUUGAUCGAGAGCUAAAUAUUGGCCAGGAUUCUGGGGAUAACUUCUGUACUCUGCUACCAGCCAGAAGAACAAGGGCAGCUGAUGAAUAGGAACACCACCAUGACCCACAAACAUCCCCUUGGCAAGGCACUCCUCAUCCUUACUUGGAACUAUAUUGCCGUUCCUUCACUGCCGGAUCAAAAUCCUGGAAUUCCCCCCUCCCUAACAGCACUGUGGGCGUGCCUACCCCUCAUGAUUGCAGUGGCUCGCCACCAUCUUCUCAGGGGCAAUUAGGGAUGGGCAAUAAAUAAUUCCCACAUCCUGUGAAUGAAUUUUUUUUAAAAAUCGGAGAGAAAUUCCAGAAUUCUGAGUUGAUAGGGGAAAAAUUGUGUUAACGUCAUGUGUGUCUUGAUCCAUGGAUGAGUCCUGAUUUCAGCACAGUGAAGGUGCAGGAAGGAGAGAAAACCAUCUAUCCGCACCCGGAACUAAAUUAUAGUUCCCAUUUCUAAUUUACAUACAAAUUCAAAAGGGACAUAGUUCUGGUAAUCCUAGAAGGCACACACAAGCCAAGAGGGAUGAGCAAUUUGUGGAAACUUGUGUAAAGACUAGUUUAUAGCUGGUGGGUUUUUUUUUGUAUUUCACGAGGUAGGAGAAAGACAUUUAGUCUGAUUUUUAUUUUCCAGAGUUUCAUUACCCACAGCAGGCAGAACCUGUUUUUUUUUCCACUUUGUUGUGUUGUCAUUAAACUUAAUGCCACUUUGCAGAUUUGGUUGCACUCUUAGGAAUCUGUGUGUAAUAUAUACAAAGCAUGUGUAUUAUAUCUGUGUCUGUGUAUAUAUUACCUAUAUUAUGUAUAAUUAAACAUGUGUCUCUGUCCAUAGAUACCAAGGUCUGCUCAAACGUUCAGUCAGUAACUGCAUAAAAAACAGGAACAUAAAGGAGAAAAGCGGCUUGGUAAAGAAGGUUCAAAGGUUGAAAAUAGACUUUCAUCCUUAUCCUAAUAAAAAUAUACAUUGAAA
Molecule: messenger RNA, 6758 nt
Organism: Carcharodon carcharias (great white shark)
Lineage: Eukaryota; Metazoa; Chordata; Chondrichthyes; Lamniformes; Lamnidae
Gene: aspscr1
Product: ASPSCR1 tether for SLC2A4, UBX domain containing
Exons: 17
Coding region: 19-1923 (634 amino acids)
Molecular function (GO): protein binding
Source: RefSeq, a predicted model, not a curated record